Molecule: messenger RNA, 2836 nt
Organism: Macaca mulatta (Rhesus monkey)
Lineage: Eukaryota; Metazoa; Chordata; Mammalia; Primates; Cercopithecidae
Gene: SKA3
Product: spindle and kinetochore associated complex subunit 3
Biological process (GO): chromosome segregation; mitotic cell cycle
Cellular component (GO): spindle microtubule; kinetochore; outer kinetochore
Source: RefSeq, a predicted model, not a curated record
ACCGCGGCCGCCGGUGCUUCCCGAUCCACUGACGGCCGGGAAUGCGGUUGCGGCAGAGGAGCGCAGUCAGGAACAUGGUGCCUGCGGAAGAGAGGGACGGGCUUUGUGGACGCGAACUGGCGCGGCCUGACCUGGAGAGAGCAGCGGGCGCGCGCUCCAGCUCACGCCUACGGGAGUUCCCGCACCGCCUCCCCUCCAGAGAAGCGGGGAGCCCAGCUAAGGCCAGCAGGCGAACAAGGCGCUUCCUACAGGACUGAAUUCGCACAGGUACUCACCGGUCGGUUCCUCAGGACUCCGCGGCUGCCGGCAGACGCUGCGGCGUAAGCGCACCUGUCUCGCGGGGUCUCCUGGCGCCUCGGCGAGAGACUUCAGCUCUCGCGAGAGAGGACUGCGUCUGCGCAGAGCCGAGGACGCGUCCGGCGCCGAUUCAAACUAGUGGCGGGAGGCUGUGAGCUGAGGGUUGUUGUCCGCGUACGCCUGGAGUCCUUCCCGGGUGUGCUCAGCAUGGACCCUAUCCGGAGCUUCUGUGGGAAGCUGCGGUCUCUGGCCAGCACGCUGGACUGCGAGACGGCCCGGCUGCAGCGAGCGCUGGACGGAGAGGAAAGCGACUUUGAAGAUUAUCCAAUGAGAAUUUUAUAUGACCUUCAUUCAGAAGUUCAGACUCUAAAGGAUGAUGUUAAUAUUCUUCUUGAUAAAGCAAGAUUGGAAAAUCAAGAAGGCAUUGAUUUCAUAAAGGCAACAAAAGUACUAAUGGAAAAAAAUUCAAUGGAUAUUAUGAAAAUAAGAGAGUAUUUCCAGAAGUAUGGAUAUAGUCCACGUGGCAAGAAAAAUUCAGUACACGAGCAAGAAGCCAUUAGCUCUGACCCAGAGUUGUCUAAUUGUGAAAAUGUUCAGAAGCCUGAUGUGAAAGAUGAUCUUUCUGAUCCUCCUGUUGCAAGUAGUUGUAUUUCUGAGAAGUCUCCACGUAGCCCACAACUUUCAGAUUUUGGACUUGAGCGGUACAUGGUAUCCCAAGUUCCACCAAACCCUCCACAGGCAGUGAACAACUAUAAGGAAGAGCUUGUAAUUGUAACUCCACCUAGCAAGCCAUCACUAGUAAAAGUACUAAAAACUCCAAAAUGUGCACUAAAAAUGGAUGAUUUUGAGUGUGUAACUCCUAAAUUAGAACACUUUGGUAUCUCUGAAUAUACUAUGUGUUUAAAUGAAGAUUACACAAUGGGACUUAAAAAUGUGAGGAAUAAUAAACGUGAGGAGGCCACAGAUACAGAAUCCAGGCCCAAUGAUAAUGUUUUUGCCACUCCCGGCUCCACUAUCCAGCAGCUGGAAAAAAGUGAUGCCGAGUAUACCAAUUCUCCUUUGGUACCUACAUUCUGUACUCCUGGUUUGAAAAUUCCAUCUACAAAGAACAGCAUAGCUUUGCUUUUAUCAAAAUACAACACAAACCUAGCUACUCCAGUAGCAAUUAAAGCAGUGCCACCCAGUAAAAGGUUCCUUAAACAUGGACAGAACAUCCGAGAUGUCAGCAACAAAGAAAACUGAAUUUCUAGUGAAUCUAUCCAUUACAAGAAACUGAACAGAAGGAAAUUAAAGCAGAGCUGGACCGAUUUUAUCAUUCACAUUCCCCUGCCUCUUUCCCCUUUUUAAACAUUGACCCAUUUUAAAGAGGAACAUGAACAUUAACAUCAUAAUACGCUUUUUAUGAAGUUUCGAUAAAGUUUAACCUUAGUCUUGUUGACAUGUAGUCCAGUCAUUCACUCUUUAAGGAUUAUUAGUGUUUCAUUGAUACUAAAUUACCCAGCUUAAUCAACAGAAUGGUUUAAGUAGUACCAGGAAGUAGGACAAGUAAUUUUAAAAAUAUAAAGGUGUUUGCUACUCAGAUGAGGCUGCCCCUGACCUGGCCAGGGAGACAUUGCUGCCAGCCAGCUCUGCCUUCCCAUCAUCUCCUUUCAGGACCGUCCCACACCUUUUACUUCCUCAGUGCUGUCUGAAGAUGCAGUUGCUGUUGUUUGCAAACAACAGGAACACCAGUUAAACUAAUUAGGAAAAAAGGGAGAUUUCCAGGCCUGGGUAACUAUAUACUGUGACCACUGGAGGUGGAGACAGGUCUCAACAGUUGGAACCAGGAACUCUGCUGUCAGGUUGUGAGUUUGUUUCUCUUUUCUCCCAGCUUUUCACUGUGUGGGGUCUUUUCUCUCACGUCAGUUCUUUCUAUCACAUGGCAGCUGACCUGUCACGCUCCACUCUCGAGCUUGGACACCCAGUAGACCCCGAACCUCACUCUCUAAAAGGUUCUGAGGGCUCGUCCUAGGCCAGGGGCCUUCCUGUGCGCUGUUAGCUAUGGCCACGGGAGCCUCUAGAGCUGCCUGGUAGCUUCAGUCUGACCUGCUUAUCAAGCCUACGAUCCUUCUGAUUUAAUUACAACUGGAAAGUAUUAUCUAAUUAAGUUCAUGAUAGUGCUUUUGGAGAACUUGUCAAAUUACAGCCAAUGAGAAAAUAAGGACCUAACGUACUGUGGAGAACCAUUAAAAAUUUGAGAAGAAACAAUUAAGUAUUAUGUCAAUGUGCUUCAAAGGCUUAGUUUUGGGAAUUUGAUGCAGUAAAGAUUACCCUGUUUUAUGAUGGUUCCUUGAAAGUCAAAUGGGGGACCUGUCCAUUGUGCUCUAUUAAUCUUGUCAGAAAACUGUCACCAAAACAAAACUUGAUUUUGCCCUUGUUCUAGAAGUUACUGGGUAGUUGUAAGUAUAAUUUUUGUUAAAUAUAAUGUAAAAUAAAAUUUUAAGAUAUUUAGUUUUGUUUUUCAAAAUAAAGCUCUAGUCAGCUUUAUGUAUGCCAUUGA